GGCUGCUGGGAUCUGUAGUAGAGGACAGGAAGAAGAUGGCGUCCAAGAUGAGCGUGGUGCUGCGGCCGGUAAAGAGUAUCGUGGUCCGGUUCUGCCCCUUCGAGCCCAACGUGGAGAGCACGAGAAAUUUUCUCCAAUGUAUUUACCAUAAAAAAAUCCAGGCUACUAAUACAAACUGUCAAGUGACUGCUGAUGUGAGACAUGAUGGAUCUGAACCAGUUGUAGAUGUGACGUUUGCUGAUGGAGAUCGACUGAUAAUGAAGGGAGCCAACCUGACGACAGGGGAAAUGUUAGCAGCAUUGAAGUCCAGAUGUAAUGCAAAAGACCUUAAGGAAGAACAGAAAAACAAGAAGAAGCAUCCCUGAAGAAUGGAAAAACAACUGUGCUUGCAUCUACAUGUGUUAGAAACAGCAGGCUGCAAAAAAAAAAAAAAAAAAAGGCUUUUCCUCUGCAACAAAAUCUGAGAUGGCCAAAAGACUUUAAAUGUUCCCUGCCUUCCCUUGAAGGAGAACAUACUAGAUCAACAAAUCUUCUAACACUAGUGGGUCAGAGUGGCGUAAGAUGCAUGAAUGCAACUCUCUAAGCAGCUGCAUGUUGGACUAAUGUCACAUGGAUUUGCAUAUCAAUGUGAAUAAUGCACAUUAGCUAUUAAAUUAAUACUGCAAUGAA
Messenger RNA from Corvus hawaiiensis (hawaiian crow), 669 nucleotides. RefSeq names its product mitochondrial ribosomal protein L53 (gene MRPL53). The transcript has 3 exons. Lineage: Eukaryota; Metazoa; Chordata; Aves; Passeriformes; Corvidae. The coding region runs from base 36 to 365 and encodes 109 amino acids. The record is from RefSeq and is a predicted model, not a curated record. Gene Ontology annotation, cellular component: mitochondrial large ribosomal subunit.